Messenger RNA from Caenorhabditis angaria, 882 nucleotides. NCBI's taxonomy places the organism in Eukaryota, Metazoa, Nematoda, Chromadorea, Rhabditida, Rhabditidae. The record is from the annotation of a GenBank genome assembly.
AUGGAUAAAUCGAAUGAAGAGACAUCAACAGUCGAUGUUGUGAGUAUUUAAAUAUAUUUCUGAUUUCUUGGUUUUCAUGAUUUUUGAAUGUCAUUUUAUUUUUAGAAAAUAUUUAUCAUUUUUAGAUGAGUAUGAAUGGCGAAAGUGGAAGUCAUUUAAAUGAAAGAGUAUUUCUAAAUGUUGGCGGGCAGAAAUUCGAGACUACUGUAGCAACAAUAACUCGUGUUCCAGAUACAGUAUUAUCUGUAUUAGUAAGUGAUCGAUGGCAAUUAGGAGAAAAAGAGGAAAUAUUUAUUGAUCGAGAUCCAAAACAUUUUUCAAAAAUAUUGAAUUAUUUGAGAGAUGGAGAACAUUUUGUGAUUCCAAAUGAUACUGAAGCAUGUGAUGAAUUGAAAAGAGAAGCUAAUGUAAGUCAAACAAUUACAAAAAAUUGUUAUGGUCUUCCUCCUUCUCUUUUAUAAAAAUAAAAAUCAAUUAUUGCAGUUUUAUAAUAUGCCAAUACUUUCGGAUCUUUGUACUCCAAUGAAUGUUGAUGUUGCUGAUAUUGUUCAAUGGAAACGUGAUGCAAUUCCACUUUAUUGGCGACCAUUUGUUCGUUAUAUGGUUGAUGAUUCCCUUUCACUUCCAUUUAUUUAUGAUCGAAAUAAUCAUACACUUGCUAGAUGUAUCGCUUGUGAAGAAUUUCAAGAUCCAAAAUGUUCCUAUCUUUUUGAUAUCAAUUAUACAGCUUGGGAACCAAUGAAAAAUCAUAUGUAUAAUAUGACCGGAGAAGUAACUCAAUUAAUGGGGGAUCAAUGUUGUAUUGUUGCAUGGGAUAAUGGACAACAAAUUCAUUUACCAAAAUCGGCAUUAAUUCGAGUUCCUGGAAUGAAUCAACAAUAG